Messenger RNA from Aspergillus puulaauensis, 1437 nucleotides. It is a transcript of the gene TFB2, whose product is annotated as TFIIH/NER complex subunit TFB2. The coding region runs from base 1 to 1437 and encodes 478 amino acids. Gene Ontology annotation, cellular component: transcription factor TFIIH core complex; transcription factor TFIIH holo complex. Gene Ontology annotation, molecular function: double-stranded DNA binding; ATPase activator activity. The record is from RefSeq and is a predicted model, not a curated record. NCBI's taxonomy places the organism in Eukaryota, Fungi, Ascomycota, Eurotiomycetes, Eurotiales, Aspergillaceae. The transcript is spliced from 3 exons. Gene Ontology annotation, biological process: nucleotide-excision repair.
AUGGCGGCGGCCCCGUCACGUCCGUUUGAUUAUCUCGAAAGCCUUCCCGGAACGGUCUUCUUCAAGCUCUACCAACAGCCCUCUACCGCUCUUGCUAUCUUCAGGCGCAUGCUGCCUGACCUGGCAAAAUGCUUCGUGAUGGCGCUCCUCUAUUUGAAGGAUCCGCUUCCAGCGGCGGACUUGGAGAUUUGGGUGAGAUCUGAGAGCUUGAAGGAACGGGAUAGCGCCCUUUCAAUCCUAGGAAGACUACACAUCCUUUCGAAUACCACAACUGCGGCCAACGUCCGCGCUUACAUGGUCACCGACCCAUUCGCAGUUUCACUUCGGCAAGCUCUUACAGGUGCUGAAAAAACACAGUCGUUUGGGGUGCUUUACCGAUUAUCAGAUGCGGAGAAUGUCUCGAUCUCGGAUCUUGAUGACUAUGCGCGCCGACAAUGGGAAGGGGUGCUUGGUUAUAUGGUUGGCACCAGUGGGCUCGGAAUACAACGCGAUGCGAACCUGAGUAAAGGCGUUAAACAACUUUUACAGGCCGGACAUCUGGUGGAGAUCAGAGAUCGCCGCGUCGAAAUUACUCAAGACGGAUUCGCGUUUGUCCUUCAAGAUGUAGGCACCCAAGUCUGGCAUAUCUUGAUUCUAUACGUUGAGAGUGCGGAAGCUAUUGGGAUGGAUAGUGUUGAAGUGCUUUCCUUUGUAUUUCUCCUCAGCAGUCUGGAACUCGGCAAAUCGUACGAAAAGAAACAUUUGACAUCGAACCAACUUCGCACUCUAACCGAUUUAGCGGAUUUUGGCAUCGUCUAUCAGGAUUCUCCCGAAGCGAGCCAUUUUUAUCCCACUCGUCUUGCGACCACCCUUACAUCGGACUCAAGUGCGCUGGGAAAUCCAAUAGCCGGCACACUCUCUGGCCCCGUCGGGGCCGACUCUAAUCAACCUGGCUCUGGAUUCAUUAUCAUUGAAACAAACUACCGACUUUAUGCAUACACAUCUUCACCGCUUCAAAUCUCUCUUAUUGCAUUGUUUACGACUCUUAAGUAUCGUUUUCCUAACCUAGUUACGGGUAAGGUCACUCGGCAGUCUAUUCGCCGGGCAAUUGAAAUGGGUAUCACGGCCGAUCAAAUUGUUUCAUACCUGGCUACACAUGCACACCCGCAAAUGCGCAAGCACAAUGCGUCUCGGUCCACAUCCAACCAAGCCGGUAUCCCGCCAUCGGUCCUUCCGCCUACGGUUGUAGACCAGAUUAGGCUUUGGCAGCUGGAGCGCGACCGUGUUAGAGCCACGGCCGGCUUUUUGUUCAAGGAUUUUGUCAGCCUGGCCGAAUACGAGGCCCCGUGUCGGUACGCUGAAGAGAUCGGGGUGCUUAUAUGGAAGUCUGACCGCCAAAGAAGGUUCUUCGUGACUAGACAUGAACAAGUUGCGGCGUUCCUACGAAGCAGGAAAUGA